AUGGCCAGAGAAAAACGUACAAAACCUUGUAGCAAUUGCAAACGCUCCAAGGUUAAAUGCGAGUACGUGGAGAGUUUGCCUUGCACUCGUUGCGUCAAUUCGGGCCUCUCAAGCUCUUGCCAUUUUGUGCCGAAGCUUCCAUCGCUCAAACUUCCACUGCUUGAUGUGCAAAGACAAAACAAGUAUCCGGGACCCGAUAUUCUUCCGUCGAAUUUCCUUUCCCAACAAGGUGGGUCCGUGCCGCCUCAAGCAAAUCCAGUUCUUUACUACCCACAAGCCAUCCCAGUACAGCCCGAAGCUAAACUGAUCGCAAAUCAUCUGGCUCCCCUUCACCAGUCUCCACUGAACCCGUCACUCGUUAAUAUUCUGAAAGCAGAAGUUGCAUCGACCCCUAACCGUCUCGUGGGGCCACAAAAUGGUCGUCUGUCCUAUUUCUAUCCAUCACAGAAAGUGAAGAAUAACUCCAUCGCAGACCAAAACCGCCUCGAAAUACACGAUUCUCGUCAGAAUCCCCAUUUGCAUCAAAAAAACUCUUUGAGUGUUAGUCAGGCUGACGCGGAAUGGAAAAUUACUAUGGAAAACAAAUUGAACUCCUUUGAUUCUAAAUUCGAUCAUCUUCUACAAGCUCUUCGUGAAAAUCAGCGAGCAUUAGGUCAUGAAAUGGAACUUAAGAACAGAUACGCAGCGGAAAACGAAUAUUUUAGACAGCAGCACAUCGAGUUAUCCUCUCGUGUCCCAACUCCACUUAUAGGGUCGAAGCGUUCUUACUCUGAGUCAACAUCUGCGUCUCCACCGAAGAAAACAAAGUAUGGUGAUGAUGAUUUCCGCGAGAAUGUCAUUUCCCUUGAAGAAGCCAAAGCUCUCUUCUCCUAUUUCGACACAAACAUUUCGCAACAGUUAUUUGGUUUUGAAAUAAAGCAGUUUUCUGUUGAUGUCAUUUGGGAAAUCUCUCCGAUACUUAUAUGUGCUAUUUGCACCAUUGCAUCCAUGCACUAUCCAGACCCUGUGAAAUCCUCGAAAAGAGAUGCAUUACAGAAACAUUUGCAUGAUCUAUGCGCUAAAUUGCUAUUCAAGGGAAGACCUCGCACAGAAGAAGAAGGUUUCAAUGCGAUAGUGGCACUAGUUCUUUGCAGUUUUUGGCUCUCCGAUUCCCAAAGAUUCACAGGUUUAGCAUUGCAACUAGCGAAAGAGUUUCAAUUCAAUCAUCCCUCAGCAUCGAAAACACAAAGCUCCCUCUCGGAAAAAGAUAAACUCAAAUUGUGGUAUUUGUUGUACAUUCUAGAUGGCCAACAGAGUAUGACGCUUAACAGACAGUACUUAUUGGAUGGAAAUGAUGAAUCUUUCAAGAAUAGUAGGCUGGUCCUAUUGUCUAGAACUCUGCUGAUCAAAUCUAGUCCUACGCAGGCGAUAGAUCAAUCAGAGGUAUCUAAGGGUCGUCAGACAGAUCAAAAGGAGCUGAAGAACUCUAAAUCUUCUGAUGAAAGCAAGGCACCUAGCUUUACCGAUCUACGGCUUGUCUCCCAAGUGGAGUAUAACCAGGCACUUAAUGAAGCAUUCAAGGGUAAUGCAUGGGAGCUUAUUGCUCCUAGCGCUUUCGGAAUCCCUUCAAAAUCAAAUCUUGAACUAGAUAAAUGGAUGGUUUCAUGGACAGUUCUUCUUGCACCCAUGAACUGCGGAUCUGUAUGGCUGUCUAAGUCUACAUUGAUUUAUUACAACUUUGCCAAAAUGCACAUAAACAGUUCAAUUGUCAGGCACUUACAAAUGGAUACUGGAAGUGAAGAUGUUGUUUUCCCUAGAUGGGAAAACUACAGUCAGGUACUGGAGAAGCAAAAAUCUCCGGCUAUUGAUCAUGGGGCAAGACAAGAUUCUGAUGAUGAAGAUGAAGACGAUGACGAUGAGUUUAUCUCUAACAAAGAACUAGUGUCGCAAGAUGAGACGCUCCUUGGACUUAACAUCGCAGUAAACGCUGCCCAAACAGUGCUCAAUCUUGUUUUGGAUGACAAUGAUAUUCUCUCGGAAUUGAAGUAUGUCCCAGUACACAUUCAUAUCAUGUUAUACUAUGCAGCAUUACUUUUAGUGAAUCCACCUACUUGUGUUACAGAUGGUGAGAAAAACGAAGCCUAUUUUCAAAAAAUUAUUGAAAAUUUAAAGACGGUCCGCAUUCUUCUGAAGAAAGUAAACAUGAAUAUCCCUACAGACAAGCAAUUUGGAGAGCGCUUUAUAAACAGUUUGGACAAUGUCUUUUUGGAGAGGUCUACAAGACUUAAGAGUGAAUUGAACGAGUCAAAUUUAGAUUUGUCGGUGAGAGCAGAACUUUUGAAAGAGCUAUCUUCCUUGCAAUACUUCGACAGCAAGUUGGAAAUGGUGUUAGACACAAAGGAAAGUAACAGAGGAUCAUCUCCAAAACCUGAACGUAUCUCAGCUUGGCCAGGUUCGCAUCAUGGUCAUCCAUGA
Clavispora lusitaniae ATCC 42720 is the source of this 2454-nucleotide messenger RNA. It is a transcript of the gene ZCF30, whose product is annotated as Zcf30p. Gene Ontology annotation, biological process: regulation of DNA-templated transcription. Lineage: Eukaryota; Fungi; Ascomycota; Pichiomycetes; Serinales; Metschnikowiaceae. The record is from RefSeq and is a predicted model, not a curated record. Gene Ontology annotation, cellular component: nucleus. Gene Ontology annotation, molecular function: DNA-binding transcription factor activity, RNA polymerase II-specific; transcription cis-regulatory region binding; zinc ion binding.